Cavia porcellus (domestic guinea pig) is the source of this 1372-nucleotide messenger RNA. RefSeq lists its product as uncharacterized. The record is from RefSeq and is a predicted model, not a curated record. The coding region runs from base 50 to 961 and encodes 303 amino acids. The transcript is spliced from 8 exons. Lineage: Eukaryota; Metazoa; Chordata; Mammalia; Rodentia; Caviidae. Gene Ontology annotation, molecular function: S-adenosylmethionine-dependent methyltransferase activity.
GUGCGCAGUAGGAAUCCCCCCCCCCCCCGUUGCUACCGGCCUGGGCACCAUGGAAUUUCGCUCAGCGCAGCGAGCUGUACUUCAGUUGAUCGAGGCUGUGGCUCCGGCAGAUCGACCGGCGCUACUGCAAUGGAUGCGAACUACACGAGAUUUUGAUGAAUUCACUCAAGACAAUAAUGACAUUAUGUUGAAAAGCAUAGCAGAUGACCUUCGGAGUUGCUUACCUCUAGAAACCAUGCUUGCCUCAGAACCUGUAGCCCUUCAAAAAAUACAGCAGCAGCCAGAACCCACGGUUCACGUUGAUGCAUUCCUUUAUGAUGAAGACUUUAUUGAUUCAUUAUGUGAGGAAGGAAGAAUGAGCAGGAACUACUGUACAGUGUGCGGCUCGCAGCAGACAGCACCUUUAGGCUUUAUUUCUCAUUCCUUCUCCCUCAUGGAACUGAAGUUCAUUUAUCAUCACAUACUCCCCGACCUGUCGGGAAAGGUCUUGGUUGACGUUGGCUCCAGACUUGGCACAGUCCUUUAUGGGGGUUACCUUUAUAGUUCAGCUGUACAGCUGUAUGGAGUAGAACUGAAUGGAGACUUUUGCCAGUUACAGGAAAUGGUCAUUAAAAAAUACCAGUUUAGUGACAGAAUAAAGGUGAUCCAUGCAGACAUCCGUACCCAGGGUUCACUUCUGCACAGUGCUGAUGUUGUCAUAAUGAAUAAUGUCUUCGAAUAUUUUCUUAAUGAGACAGAACAGGCCAGUGCCUGGGAAUAUAUCAGUCAUAACCUAAAGAAGCCCGGAUCAUUAUUAGUGACAGUACCAAGUCUUGAAGAUUCUCUCUCAGGCCUUCAGACUAAUAUACAAUUAUCCUCCUGGGUUGAAGAGGUACCACUGAACUAUGAUGUGUACUCACAAAGUGACAUUGACAAAGAAGCUCUUGAACAAAUUCAUUUAUAUAAAAUUCUCCAGCACUAAAAUAGACCUCCCUAGUGUAAUGUUUAGUUAAGUAUAUUACAAAAUGAAAAAGAAGCCAAUCAUAGUGGCUUACACCUAUAAUCCCAGCACUUGGGAGGCUGAGGCAGGAGGUUCACUGUCAGGUCAAGGUCAGCCUUGGCAAAAUAGUUCAAAGCCAGCCUGAACUGCAAGGCAAGACUCUGUCUCAAGGGAAAAAAGAAGAAAAAGAGAAGAAAAGAAAAAGAAACACCCCUAAUAUCCUAAUACAUAUUUUUCUGUGUAUUUCCUUUCAAACUUGGUGUAUGUGACAUUUGCAAAUAGUUGUCUGUAUACACACAUAUAUAUAGCUGUGUAUGUCGCUAUACAACUUUGUUCUGCAUUGUGCAAUAAUAAAAAUAUUAACAAUAUUUUAAAUUAAAAUAGUUUAUCUGA